GGGGUGCGUUAACGAGAAGAAUCCCGGAGCCAUGAACAACCACCCGCUGCCCCGCAGGGCGACCAACGUGGGCUCCAUCCUCCUGACCCCGCAGGAGAACGAGUGCCUGUUCGGGUACCUCGGCAGGAAAUGCGCCACUCUGUGCUCGGCGGUGGUCCAGGUGUACGGCGCCGACCGGAGCUGCUGCUGGGCGAAGCGGUGCUGCGGAGUGGCCUGUCUGGUGAAGGACAACCUGCAGAGGUCCUACUUCAUCCGAGUGUUUGACAUCAAGGAAGGGAAAACGAUGUUCGAGCAGGAGCUUUACCACAACUUCUCCAUCAGCAGCGCCAGGUCCUACUUCGUCUCGUUUACGGGAGACACCUGUCAGAUCGGUCUGAACUUCGCCAGCGAAGAAGAGGCCAAAAGAUUCAGAGCCGCCAUCAACGACCUGCUUAACCGGCGGCAACGCAAGACGGAGAAGAGAGGUGACCCUAACAAUGGUCCAGCUCUGCACAUGGCCACGGUGGACAUCAAGAACCCGGAGAUAAACAACGUUCGGUUCCACAGCUCCCAGCAGCACCAGCAGCACCAGCAGCCGUUCCAGCUCAACAACAUGCGCGGCCACAGCGCGCCGAGCAGGAAGGACAAGAAGCCCAAAGGCAAGAAGAAGAAGCUCACCAAGGCCGACAUCGGCACGCCGAGCAACUUCCAGCACAUCGGUCACGUUGGCUGGGAUCCAAACACAGGUUUUGAUCUGAACAACUUGGACCCCGAACUGAAGAACCUGUUCGACAUGUGCGGCAUCUCCGAAGCUCAGCUGAAGGACCGAGAGACGUCCAAGGUCAUCUACGACUUCAUCGAGAAGAAGGGCGGCGUGGAGGCCGUCAAGAACGAGCUGAGGAGGCAGGCGCCCCCUCCGCCUCCUUCUCGCGGUGGCCCCCCCCCUCCUCCUCCUCCACCGCCACACAACUCGUCUGCGCCCCCUGUCCCCCCUCCUCCCCCGUCCAGAGGAGGCCGCGGAGCCCCGCCACCCCCACCUCCGUCCAGAGCCCCGGCCUCGGCUCCUCCCCCUCCGCCUCCCUCCAGACCGGGAACUCUGGGUGCCCCGCCUCCUCCGCCUCCCCCCACCAGGGGAGGUCACCAGCCCACUCCUCCUCCCCACCACCACCACCAGCCUCCUCCUAUCCCACCUCCUCCGUCUUCCCUGCACUCCUCUAUCUCCCCACAAGCCCCGCCCCUUCCACCUCCCCCGUUGGCCCAGCAGUCUCCGGUUUCUGGCUCCGCCCCCGCUCCACCACCUCCUCCGCCGCCUCCCCCUCCCGGCCCGCCUCCACCUGCGGAACUGGACGGCGGGGGCGGAGACUCUCCCCAUUCGCCGAGCCCCGGCGGCGGGACUGUGGCGCUGCUGGAGCAGAUCAGGGGAGGGACCCAGCUGAAGAAGGUGGAGCAGAACAACCGAGCGCCGGCCUCCGGCGUGGGACGGGACGCCCUGCUGGACCAGAUCCGACAGGGGAUCCAGCUCAAGAACGUGCCGGACCACCCGGAGUCUGGGACGCCGGCGUCGGCGGGCAUCGUCGGCGCCCUCAUGGAAGUGAUGCAGAAGAGGAGCAAAGCCAUUCAUUCCUCAGACGAAGACGAGGAUGACGACGAAGACGAGGACUUCGAAGACGAUGACGAGUGGGACGACUAGUGAAGACCCCCCCC
This is a messenger RNA of Cyclopterus lumpus (lumpfish), 1683 nucleotides long. RefSeq names its product WASP like actin nucleation promoting factor a (gene wasla). The coding region runs from base 32 to 1669 and encodes 545 amino acids. The transcript has 11 exons. The record is from RefSeq and is a predicted model, not a curated record. Gene Ontology annotation, molecular function: actin binding. Gene Ontology annotation, biological process: actin filament organization. Lineage: Eukaryota; Metazoa; Chordata; Actinopteri; Perciformes; Cyclopteridae.